AUGACACUUACCACGUUAAAUCUUUCAUUCAAUCAAAUCGAAGCUGUUGGAGCACAGCAUAUAGCAGAUGCAUUACGAAAUAAUACGAUACUAACCACAUUAAUUCUCGGGUGCAAUGAAAUCGGAGCCGUUGGAGCAGAGCAUCUAGCGAAUGCAUUACGACAUAAUAUGAUACUUACCUUAUUAAAUCUCGGCAACAACGAAAUCGGAGCUGUUGGAGUACAGCAUGUAGCAAAUGCAUUACGAACUAAUACGAUACUUACUGCAUUAGAUCUCAGCAACAAUGAAAUCGGAGAUGUUGAAGCACGGCAUAUAGCAAAUGCAUUACGAAGUAAUAUGGUAAUUAUCAUUCUCGUCCUCAUCUAUUUCAUAUUUCCAUCUACACGUUGUCACACAGACGCUUACCAAGUUAAAUUUCUUGGACAAUAA
This is a messenger RNA of Adineta steineri, 429 nucleotides long. Lineage: Eukaryota; Metazoa; Rotifera; Eurotatoria; Adinetida; Adinetidae. The record is from the annotation of a GenBank genome assembly.